Bursaphelenchus xylophilus (pine wood nematode) is the source of this 1164-nucleotide messenger RNA. The record is from the annotation of a GenBank genome assembly. NCBI's taxonomy places the organism in Eukaryota, Metazoa, Nematoda, Chromadorea, Rhabditida, Aphelenchoididae.
AUGUCGAAACUCCUGGCCGACACCCAACUCUUCCGCAAGGGCAGCCCGAACCCCGUCAACGCGGCCACCGAGCUCAAGGGCAAGAUGGUGGCGCUCUUCUUCGGCGCCAAGAACAUUGAUCCCGAGCUGACGGAGAAGCUGAAGGCGCUGUACGCGGCGGGCAAGCCGAUGGGUUUGGAGAUUGUGUUCAUCUCGCACGACGUCAACGAGGACGAGCAAAAGGCGUUCCUGAACGAAUGCCCCGACUGGUUGUACACCAAGUAUGGGGACAGCAAGAGCAUGUAGGUUGGAGGGAAUAUGGUUUGAUAGUCAUUUGAAAAAAUAGCCUUACUUUUUUGAUAAAAAAUGUUAUUUUAGGUCAAAAAUCGGUAAAAAAUUUUUGAGGCACGGGCGCAGCUCGAAAAAAAUGAGAAUAUCAUUUUUCAAACUAAAAAUAUUAUUCUUCAAAAAUCACAAUUGAGCAAUUAAAUGAGCAUUUUUUUGAUUUUUUUUUUGGAUGAUGAAAAGUUUAUAUUUUUUCCGAGCUGCGCCCUAGAUAAUUUUUAAAAGUUUUUAAAACGGUUGAUCGACCUGUUUACUGCCUUUUCAAAGGUUUUUAAAGCUGACAUUAAAAAAAAUUUUUUAUUUUUACAUAGGGCGCAGCUAGGAAAAAACAAAAAAAUUAUUUUUUAAAUUUUGUCGGAAACGAAUAAUCCACCAACUAAAUUCGGCGAUUUUUUUUAUAUUUUUUGUAAAAUUGAAUUUUUUAAUUUUUUCGAACUGCGCCCUAGAUUAUUUUUCGAAUUUUUUGAGACAGUUGACCGUUUUUUAACCCUGUUUCUGAAAUUUCCGAGAGCUCAGAUUUCUUAAAAAAUUAUCUCUUUUUAAUUAUUACAUCGGGCGCAGCUCGGGAAAAUCAAAAAAUUUUGAUUUUGAGAGUUUUUCUUUUUAUCGACUUUUUUUCAUUCCAGCGGUCUCUUACAACGCUACCAGCUCAAGGAAAUCCCCACCGUUGUUGUUGUCCAGCCCGGCGGAACUCCGUUGGAAAACAACGCCGUCAAGGAGAUCAAGGUGAGAAGAACAUUCUUUUUUCCAACUUUUUCUAAUCGUAUUUUACCAUUACUUGUUCAGAAACAAGCCCCUGCUGCUCUGCUCACCGUCUGGAAGAAGAAAACCACCGAAUGA